Messenger RNA from Rhagoletis pomonella (apple maggot), 656 nucleotides. RefSeq lists its product as uncharacterized. Bases 8 to 655 code for a protein of 215 amino acids. The transcript is spliced from 2 exons. The record is from RefSeq and is a predicted model, not a curated record. NCBI's taxonomy places the organism in Eukaryota, Metazoa, Arthropoda, Insecta, Diptera, Tephritidae.
UUUUAAUAUGGUUACCCAAUUUCCACUUGACAGCAUGCAUUUAGUUGACCUUGACGCUGUAAAAAAGUUAUUAAAGCUACUUAUAAAAAAGGAGGAUAUAAAAAAAAUUAAUGAAAAACUAACUUUAGUUGCAAAUUACAUUCCUUCUAAAUUCGGGCGUAUAUCUAGGACCUUAGAUGAAAUAAAUAAUUGGACGUCGUCUGAAUUUAGGCAGUUUUUGCUUUACACGGGAGUAUUUAUCUUGAAGGAUAGCAUUAAUAUGGAUUUAUAUUAUCAUUUUUUACUUUUACAUUGCGGAAUUCGGCUUCUUUCUAGGCAAAAGUCAUCUAAGGUUGAGGCUAACAUCGCUCAACAAAUUCUGGAAGAUUUUGUUGUCUAUUUUGGUAGUUUAUACGGUGACGAAUUAGUUAGUUUUAAUAUUCACGGGUUACUCCAUUUGUCUGCAUGUGUUUGGACCUUUGGACUCAUUCUCAGCAUACAGCAGCUAUUUUUGCGUUUAGAUGAACGUACCAGAUUAUCGGCUAAUACAGAAAAUAUUUCCAAACUAGGCCAGUUUGAUAUUAAUUUCGAAAAAGGAAAAGACUCAUUUUGCUUUUGUAAAAAGGUAGGUAUUUUGUUUUGCUUUGCUGUUCGUUUUCGUCCCAAUAAAAUAUAAA